This is a messenger RNA of Diaporthe citri, 2562 nucleotides long. RefSeq lists its product as uncharacterized. The coding region runs from base 1 to 2562 and encodes 853 amino acids. The record is from RefSeq and is a predicted model, not a curated record. The transcript is spliced from 4 exons. Gene Ontology annotation, molecular function: RNA binding. Lineage: Eukaryota; Fungi; Ascomycota; Sordariomycetes; Diaporthales; Diaporthaceae.
AUGACAGACAACGAGAGCCCCAAGCUCGAGGCUGUUGCCAACCUCAGCCCCGUUUCGCCGCGGCCUCUGCAUAACACAUAUACUCUCCCACAGGUCCUCCCAGAGCUCCAGGAUCAGGCCGAAGAUCCAGACGUAGUCCCCCUCGAACCGUCCAUCUUCCGCACGGCUGCUGCAGCCAUGGCUCCAAACCCAGACCCGCCCCAGCAGGGCCUCGACGCUGCUGCUGUCGAGGGGUCACCCGACUCGGACGGCAACGAUGCCCAGUCGCAAGACGUCAGCAUAGCCGACGACGACAGCUUCGAUGCAUACGACGAGGACGGGAGUGGUCAAGAGCAGGAACACCAGCAGCAGGAGGGCACAGCCGGCCUUGAGCCGGAGAGCGAUGACUAUGCGAGAACCUUUGAUUCUCCCAAGGAACAGGCCGAAGUCGCAGAUGAGGAAGGAGAGGCUCAACAACCACAACAUGAAGAUGUAACAAAGACGCCAGAAUCCAUGAACAUUUCCGAGCAGCUUGCAGGUGUACCAGAGCAGUCUGCCGCCCAAAUUGUCUCUGCUGAUCCCACCGCCCCCGGCGUGCCCGCCCAAGAAGCCUCCCAACCAUCCCACACCGCAGACCCGGCCCAAGACGCCCUCGUCCCCCCAGAGAGCGGUCACCAGCCUGCACCUUCCCCAGCCGUCCAAGAGGCGCUCCCACAUGCCUCCGCCAGCGAUCCUCCCAGCCUACCCCAGCAGUCCCAGCAGUCCCAGCAGUCGGUGGCAUCUCCCGAUCCGGACAAGGUAGACCCCGAUAAGCUAGACAAGGCUGCCCCCAGCGAAGAGCAGCCCGGCGUCCAGCCCGAGGACGUCGACAUGAACACGGGAGGUGAUUCCGAUGCCACUGCCAUUGAUAUCCAGAAACUUGUCGAUGAGAUCACUGCAAAAGCCGAGGCCGAGGCUUCAUCCGAGCAGCCAGCUGCCAAGCCAUCCGCGUCCGCAUCCCUCCAGCCCCAGUCACCUCCCUCUAUGGAUGUAGACCAGCCUUCCCUCCCUCCCAAGCCUGCCCUGACCCAAGAGCAAUCCCAGCAAACAUACUCCCAGGCUACCUAUCACCAUGGUUCUCUGCCCAAUGCCACUCCUUAUUCAUCUGCACCCGCUGCCAGUCCCUCUCAGCCCUCCUUCGGCGUCACCAACGGUGCGCCAGGCGCCCACAUGUCGCAGCCACCCACUUACAAUCCCACUCCCCCCUUUGCCUCAUACCCUAAUGCUUAUCCACCUGGCACCGCGCCCUCCCAAGCCCCUGCAAACAACGGAGCUGGUCUGCAGCAGACCUAUGACGAGUUCCUGGCAGACGAGCGAAAGCACAUGUCUGAAGCCAAGUGGGAACGCUUUCCUGAUGGGUCUCGAAUCUUCAUCGGCAAUCUUUCCCAGGAGAGGGUCUCCAAGCGCGAUGUUUUUGAGCUGUUCCACCAGUACGGUCGGCUGGCUCAGAUUUCACUCAAGUCUGCCUAUGGCUUCGUCCAGUAUCACACAAAUACCGAUGCCCAGGCGGCCAUGAAUGCUCUCCAGGGAGCCGAGGUCAAGGGUCGCAAGAUCAAUCUUGAGGUCUCCAAGACCCAGAAGUCCAAAAAGGACCGCGACCACUCUCCUGACCGCAAAAAUCGUGACCGAGGUGGUAAGGGUGCCGACCGGCGUCGGAGCCCAAGCCCCUACGGUCGUUCCCGCCAAGGGAGCGAUAAUCUUGACAUACCUCGCCGAUACGGAAACGACGUGCCCGACGUUCAGAUUCUCCUGAUGCAGGAUGUCCACAAGGACUUCGUCGAAUGGGUGCAGCGAGCGUUUAUGGACGCGCGUCUUAGGGUAACCGCCAUGUUCCUGAACCCUCGUUUCCCUCGAGAUGCCGUCAUCCAGCGACAGGUUCUCGAAGGCGUCCAUGCUGUUGUCGAGCUGGACAUGCGCGCCCAAACGACUGCGAAGAUCCCACUUCAAGUGUUUGAUCGCUCUGCCGGGAGCAAUGUUCGUUUCGACCAGUACCAAGAGUUGGACCCACCGAUCGCGGCCCAGCUGGUUCUGCGGGCCAAGGGCUCCGUUGCCUCACAGCCAGCCUAUCCGCCGCAAGCCAGCUACCCGCCUCAGCCAUACGGGACGCCGGCACCGUAUGGUGCUUACCAGCAGCCGCCAGCACCGGCGCAGCAGUAUCCUGCUGCCGUGCCAGACCUGACGACCAUCAUCGCCCAGCUCAAUCAAGUGGGCAAUGUCGACGCCGCGACUCUACAGACCAUCAUUGCCUCCCUACAGCAGUCUCAGCCGCAAACACCCGCUCCAGCCAUGCAUCCUGCUCAUUCCAUGGGUGCCCCAGCUGCCCCGAGUGCAGGGGUCGAUCUCAACGCGUUGAUCGGUAAUCUCACCGCAGCCUCCGCCAAUAGUACGCCGGCUGCAAUGGGAGUCCCUGGCAUGUCAGGGUAUCCUGCGCCUGCUUAUCCACAGGCUCCUCGCGGUCCAGCUGUUCCGCCUGCCGCAGGAUCGUCGGAUCCUGCCCGUGAUGUCCAGAACAUCAUGGACACGCUUGCCAGGAUAAGGCAAUGA